AUGCUCUUCAAAUCAGUUCAACGCGUUUCCUCCAAGACUGUCCGUUUAACCAAGCGAUUCACCUCUUAUCAAACUGGUAGUGAAGGUGCUACUGCCUCUUCUGGUUCUUUUGGUAAAAAGGAAAAGGCCAUUGAAAACCAAUGGGCCCGUUCUCAUGAUGCCGAUAAGAUCAAGCUCCUCCGUGAAGCCUUGGCUAAGCAAGAAAAGGAUACUGCUGCUCUCAAGAAGGAUCUCGAGGCUUUGCAAAAGAAGCACGAAUCCAAGUAA
This is a messenger RNA of Mucor velutinosus, 267 nucleotides long. RefSeq lists its product as uncharacterized. Gene Ontology annotation, biological process: negative regulation of ATP-dependent activity. The record is from RefSeq and is a predicted model, not a curated record. Gene Ontology annotation, molecular function: ATPase inhibitor activity. The transcript is spliced from 2 exons. Gene Ontology annotation, cellular component: mitochondrion. NCBI's taxonomy places the organism in Eukaryota, Fungi, Mucoromycota, Mucoromycetes, Mucorales, Mucoraceae. The coding region runs from base 1 to 267 and encodes 88 amino acids.